Molecule: messenger RNA, 1002 nt
Organism: Penicillium macrosclerotiorum
Lineage: Eukaryota; Fungi; Ascomycota; Eurotiomycetes; Eurotiales; Aspergillaceae
Product: legume-like lectin family protein
Exons: 6
Coding region: 1-1002 (333 amino acids)
Biological process (GO): Golgi organization; endoplasmic reticulum organization; endoplasmic reticulum to Golgi vesicle-mediated transport
Cellular component (GO): endoplasmic reticulum membrane; COPII-coated ER to Golgi transport vesicle; endoplasmic reticulum-Golgi intermediate compartment
Molecular function (GO): D-mannose binding
Source: RefSeq, a predicted model, not a curated record
AUGCGGUUCCCAACUCUUUCUUCUCUUCUGUGCCUCGCCGGCUUGGCCUCCGUUCCCGUCAACGCGUAUGCAGGCGACGAUACAAACAUUAAAAGCAUCCCGCUCCGAACCCAUAGCCUGACAUCGCCCUACCUAGAUUCGGAUUUCCAGAGCCGCUGGUUCGACUUCGGAGGGGAUACAGUCAUUCGAGCUGACAAUCGGUUGGGUGCUAGGUACAUUCGUCUAACCGCUGACCGGCCGUCACAACAAGGAUGGAUCUUCUCUCGCGUGCCUUUGACCGCGACGAAUUGGGAGAUUGAACUCGAGUUCGAGAUCCACGGCAACGGCAACUUGCACGGCGAUGGCUUCGCCCUAUGGCUCACCAAGCAGCGCGCCACCCAGGGCCCGGUUUUUGGGUCAACGGACCGAUUUGAGGGCCUUGGUAUCUUCAUCGACACAUAUAAGAACAACCGCCCGGGCGUGUCGUUCCCCUACGUCAUGGCUAUGAUGGGCGAUGGCGAGACCACCUACGACCAGGCGCACGACGGCAAGGCCAACGAGCUGGCUGGAUGCUCGGCUCGCGGUCUUCGCAACGCCCCCGUCCCCACCAAGCUCCGCCUCACUUACUUCCAGGAUAAGUCCCUGACUCUGGAUUUACAAUACAAGACCGAGGACUCGUGGGUCAACUGCUUCGCUUUGAAUGCCGACGAGGCUAGCAUCGCCAUUCCCUCCGUCGCAUACCUAGGCCUGUCCGCCGAGACCGGCGAGCUGAGUGACAACCACGACAUCAUCUCCCUCAAGGCCGAGAACCUGUACUCCCUAAACAACCGUAACAACGCCGGCAGCAAGGGCUCUGAUUCCAGCCGUGGUCGCGGCCGUGGUGGUAGCAGCCGUGCAGCCCAACAGGAGAAGGGCAGCUGGACAUGGUUCCUAUUCAAGAUUAUUCUGUUUUUCGGAGCCAUUAUCGGCGCCUACUUUGGCUGGACAAUCUACCGGACCAAGGCGCGGUCGUCUAGGUUCUAG